GCCUCCUUAUAACCCGGUUCACUACAGUCUGUGCUCCCCUAUCGCUCUAUUAUAGUAAUUCCCUGCUGCUGCUGCUGCUGCUGCUGCUGCUGCUGCGUCUUCUGGGAUCGAGUGGGUGGAGCUUACAGAUCGCGUUCGGCAUUUUGUCCUGAGCAGGCUUCCGUAGAGCGAGUGCAGCUGCUAGAAGCAGGUGCCUUAGUUACCUAGCUGGGUGUUUCUAUAUCGCAAGUACCGGCGCUGACGUCAGAGCGGAGCGGGACCCCCAAGAGGACUGUGUACAGUGCGGCCUCCGGUAUCAGGGUGCCCCAUCUCCCACCGGUCUCCACUGACUGUCUGCUUCCUGGAGCUGUAGAUGUGAUGUCACAGCGCCGCUCUGCCAAUCACUGGCCACGCCUCAGAUAGUGAUUGGCAAGCAGGACUGACAGUUUUGCUGGAUGCAGAAGGUUGGAAAUUUACCACCUACAGCACCUAUUUAAAUUAUUGUUGAAGUCUUCUCUCUGGGAAGUUAUUCUCUUUAGCUAUGGCUUCUGCAGUGGUAAGCAUGGUCCCCACCACGGCAUCCCGCUUUGCUUUGCUAAAAGUAGACAGCAGCAGUGAUUCUGAAUCUGAGAAGACAAAGGGCACCCGCAGUGGAGGAAAACUGCGCGGGUCUGCUGCAGGUGGAAAAAACAAUACAAAUGAUAAAAAGCGGGAGAAAAGGAGGAAAAAGAAAGAACAGCAACAGAGCGAGGCAAAUGAGCUGAGGAACCUUGCCUUCAAGAAAAUUCCUCAAAAGUCUUCACACGCCGGUAGUGGCCCUCAGCAGGACAUUGCAAUACAGAAUAUACCUAAAGAUCCACAAGAGGAAGAUUGGCAGCAGUGGCGGCAAAAAGACGAACAGAUUACAUCUGAUAUGUAUGAAGCGGAUCUUGAAAAAGCCUUAAUGCUAAGCAAGCUUGAAUAUGAAGAACUAAAAAAGGAAAAUGACAGUGGGGAAAAUGUAUCACCUCAGUCAAAAAGAGCAAAUAAAAAAGAUAAACGAAAGAACCAACAAGGGAAGGAUAAGCCUCUCACAGUGUCUCUAAAAGACUUUCAGUCAGAAGAGCAGUCUGCAAAAAAACCAGAGGAUGCGAAGUCCCCUCUGAUGUUACCUCAUGAACAUGGCUUUUUUAAUAAGCUGGAAGAUGAUGUGACCAAAAUACUUCUCAAAGAAAAAAGAAAAGAAAACUCUGUUCCUGAAGUAAUGGAAGGCAUUGUAUCAUCUGAUAAUUGUACGGAACCUGUCCUAAAAGAUGGAAGAGCAGAGAUAUUGAAGCUGGAAUUAGAAAAGAAAGACACUCAGAUAAAGCUUCUGAAGAGCCUCAUCUCACAAUGGGAGGUUAAAUACAAAGAAGUUAAAGCCAGGAAUGCACAAGUUCUUAAAAUGUUACAAGAAGGUGAAAUGAAAGACAAAGCUGAAAUUCUUCUGCAGGUUGAAGAGCUCAUGACUAUAAAGAAUGAAUUAACAUUACAGGUCACAGGUCUGCAUGCCGCUUUAGAACAAGAGCGAUCCAAAGUAAAAGCUCUACAAGCAGAACUAGUGAAAUACCAGGGUGGUAAGAAAGGAAAAAGGAACUCUGAAUCUGACCAUGGCCGAUGAUCAGUUGUUUUCCAUACCUGAAGAGGAGAUGGAGCCUUUUAUAAAAAGCACUAACUUUUUCCUGCAGAGUUUAAAUACUGCUGUUCAAUGCCAUACAUUGUUAGUUUUUCAGGACUAAAUAAAACGUAUUCUUCCAUUUGCAUACUUGGUCUUUACACAUCAAACCACUUAAAACCAUGUAAAAACUGAACUUUGUAUUAAUGAAUUAGCACCUAAACUAAAUGCUAAAACUGGCAUUGCCAACAACUACUAAGUUAUAGUGUUUUGUUUUUUGUUAAUCCAUUUUAGGCCAUAAAACAGCCUAAAAUGGAAUUUUUUCCCCAUUUUAUUGGGAAGAGGGCUCCUUAUUCCCACUUAUGUUAUGAGCAAAAUUGCUAUGCUGCAAAAUUGUGUCAGGAAAAGUUUAUGGGCUAUUUGUGGACACAUUUUGUUACAUAAACCUCAAGACAGAUUUUUUGAACUUAAGCAAAAACUCUAAUGCAAUAAACAGCUAAUACUGAGGCAUAAUGUUGGACUGGUGAUUUA
Hyla sarda is the source of this 2143-nucleotide messenger RNA. It is a transcript of the gene GKAP1, whose product is annotated as G kinase anchoring protein 1. Gene Ontology annotation, cellular component: Golgi apparatus. The transcript has 14 exons. NCBI's taxonomy places the organism in Eukaryota, Metazoa, Chordata, Amphibia, Anura, Hylidae. Gene Ontology annotation, biological process: signal transduction. Bases 521 to 1618 code for a protein of 365 amino acids. The record is from RefSeq and is a predicted model, not a curated record.